Molecule: messenger RNA, 599 nt
Organism: Aspergillus ochraceoroseus IBT 24754
Lineage: Eukaryota; Fungi; Ascomycota; Eurotiomycetes; Eurotiales; Aspergillaceae
Exons: 1
Coding region: 166-525 (119 amino acids)
Source: RefSeq, a predicted model, not a curated record
UGCUUGCUACUCCGUACUUCAUCCAGGAAGGAAGGAAGGUUAUUGCUCUGAACUCUAGUGCGUCCCAUUUAAUGAUAAUGACUCGAAAGGGGGGCCUGCACGUAAUACUUGGAAACAAGUAGAUGUCGAUUCUUUCUAUCCUGAUCAUAGAGUAGGUAUUACUAUAUGACGUCACCAAGUGCAGUGGGCUUAGCAGUAGGUAUACAGUAUAUAUAUAUAUAUAUAUACUCUGCGUUUUCCAACUUAAUUCCAACGAUCCCAUUUCGACCUACUCUUUAUCCCCGUUCUAGACAACAGAUCCGGCCUCACGACCAGAAGCCCAAAAAGAAUCAUUCUCCAGAGUUGCACUUCUCAAGUUUCCUAAGUUCUCGAGAGGAUAGCGACUAUGAGACCAAUGAUGAACAAGAAGAAGAAGAAGAAGAAGAAGAAUUACACAAUAUUCUUGGCUUCUCACUUGGCCUCGAACGAGAAGUCAACCUCCAAGUCAGGAUCAAGGGCGAUAUGUAUGUAUUGCUUAUUGUGUGAAUUUGCCGUUCUGGUACGUACGUGCCUAUCUGAUGUUUCGGUUUGGUCUUGGUCUUGGUGUGGUUGAUUGUGCU